AUGAAGAUAGCAGAUCUUAAGGAUUGGUGUAUAAUAUCACCAUGCUUUAUUUCUAGAGAUCCCUUCUUUGGAAGUAUGACACAUGAUGAUGAAGAAGAUGAUGAUGAUGAUGAGUAUCCAGGUGGCUUUCCUCAUGGUGGACCAGACAGAGACUUUCGUUUUGGGUUUAGCUUUGGUCCUGGGGGCAUGAGGUUUCAUGACGAUUUUGGCAUCAACCAGUUCUUCCGGGAAUUUGAUGAACUUUUUAAGGAGAUGGGAGAAUUUCCUGCCAGACGAUUUGAAAUGCCCAGCAUUGAAGCCAUUCCCCCAGUGAUGGAUGAAAAAAGAGAAGAACAUAGAGGGAGGUCUCUCCGGGACUCCAUGCUUAAAUUCCCAGACAAUCACUUGCCAGCCUCUUCAGAGAGAAAAGAUGGUAAAGAUUAUCCACAGCCUGAAACAUUUGAAGACAGACUUGAGGAUAGCAGGCCAAGUGAUCUGCCUCUGACACCAUUUAAGAGGCCCCCAAAUCCAUUUGGGAAGUUUGAAGAUACGUGGAAAAACUUUUUUCUACGAAAAGAAGACACAGUCAAGGAAGAUAAAGACUUGGAUUCACAGGUGUCUUCAGGAGGCCUUGACAACAUUUUAACACCCACUGAACCAAAAACAAAAUCAUAUUUCAAGAGCGUUUCAGUGACCAAAGUCACAGGUCCUGAUGGGUCUGUUGAGGAGCACAGGACAGUGAGAGACAGCCAAGGGAACGAAGAGACCACAGUUACUCGGAUGAAAGGGGAACAGACAUUCAUAACCACCACCAAAAAGGAUAGUCAGGGUAAAGAAGAAAGGACAGAGAAGAUUGUCAGCAUGGAUGAUCGAGAUCUUGCACAAUUCUCAGAAACCUGGGGACAGAAUGAUAUAAGUGCCUUUUCAGAUCCGUUUUCUUCAUUCAGCAAACUUUUUCGUGGACUCUUCUCAAGCAGAUAGCUGUGACUUAUUUACGAACAUUUUGUAGUAAAAUCUGUUGCAUAUAUGUUAAAAAUGUAUAAAUACAUAUAUUUUGCAGGAUUAUAUAUAAUAAAUUAUAGGUAAAAGUA
Molecule: messenger RNA, 1070 nt
Organism: Protopterus annectens (West African lungfish)
Lineage: Eukaryota; Metazoa; Chordata; Ceratodontiformes; Protopteridae
Gene: HAX1
Product: HCLS1 associated protein X-1
Exons: 7
Coding region: 1-960 (319 amino acids)
Biological process (GO): negative regulation of apoptotic process; regulation of actin filament polymerization
Cellular component (GO): sarcoplasmic reticulum; actin cytoskeleton; mitochondrion
Source: RefSeq, a predicted model, not a curated record